Molecule: messenger RNA, 545 nt
Organism: Cimex lectularius (bed bug)
Lineage: Eukaryota; Metazoa; Arthropoda; Insecta; Hemiptera; Cimicidae
Exons: 2
Coding region: 187-501 (104 amino acids)
Source: RefSeq, a predicted model, not a curated record
AUAAAAAGCGAAGUUUUCAGAGACAUGUGGUUUGUCAUGUGACACAACGACUCGUUCAUGCCUGAAAGCUUACAUUUUUAACAAUAUUUGACAAACAAAGAAAAAGAAAACAACAACAAUAACAACACUGAGAUGCGGUUUUAGCGUUGAACGACUAAUUCAGAAGCCCAUGGCUUCUUCAUCAAGAUGCAAAAUUCCAAGGAAAAGAUAGAUCGUCUGUUAUCAUCGCUGCUCCUAGAAAAAAAGGAGAGUUGUAUCGAGCCCUCUAUUAAGCUUCAAGAUAGCACAACGGAGCCGGCCACCCUUAAAGUUGAUGCCGCCAAACUUGAAACGGUAAAGAAUUUUCAGUCGUACUUGAAGAAAGCGGCGGGAGGUCAAGACGACCAACAGAAAACGGAUAAAGUCGAGGAGCUAAAUAGCCAUAAGAAAAAGCAAAAGAGGAAACCCAAGGGCCCAAAAAAAGAAAAAUGCAGAACUCCAAUUUCACGUAAAAAACUGUAAUAUCCACAAACAUUCCACAAUCCAAAGUACACCUCAAUAACGUA